CGAACCCUGAAAGAGUGGAAGAGGACCCAUUUCCCGAAAUCAAGCAGAAGUGCGAGCAUUCUUCUUCUUCUCUAGAAGAACGCCUUCGCCAUCGAUCGUUCUUCCCCGAAUCGGGAGGUUGCUUUGAGUUUUCUCCAGGCGUCGAAUCUUCUCGAGGAGAUCGAAUGUCAGGUGCCUCCGCUGGAAUCAUGAUGUGCUCUCUUCCGGAAACUUCAAGUGAUGGUGGUGGUCGCAGCCCAUCAGAGGAGUUUCAAACAGCGCAGGAAACCCUCUUUUUGAGCUCGCAAGAACUGACAGUGAAUCUCUCUGGUAGAGUAGUUAAUGAUCAUUACAAAGAGCUUAAAGCGAGUGUUGAUGUCUCUACUGAAUUCGUUAAAACCGUUGAUUUGGGCAAAGAUAGUGAUCCUGGUUUUUCACAGAAAACCUUUAGGGGAAUUUUGGAUUUACAGUCGAUGAGGGUAGAUGAUGCUGCAGAACAAUCUGGUGACUCUACUUUGGGGAAAAAUGUAGGGCUUUUGAAACCAAAAUUUGGGGAGAUUAUUAGUCUGAAAUGUGGAGAAGUCACUGGAGAAAUUACAGUUGGAAACUCAAAGGAAGAAUCACCUGCAAAAAAUAGAAAGGAGUCUAAGGAUUACCAGAUUGGUGCAAUGAAUACAGCUCAUGGGAUUUUAACUUCACCAUUGAAAGCAAUGGAUAAAGACCCAGAGAUGGACAUACCUAAAGAAACAGAAGUACGCAGUAAUGAAGAGAGAGGUUCAAGUAAGAAGACCUCCAAGGGCCAGUCAAUUCUUGAAACUUCAUUGGAAGAGUUUCAAACAGCACAGGAAACCCUCCAGAUUAACUCGCAGGAACAAACGAUGAAUUCUCCCGGUAGAGUAGUUGAAGAUCAUCACUGUGAUGUUUCUACUGAGCACAUUGAAACCAUUGAUUUAGGAAAAGAUAGUGGUGAUCCUGGAUUUUGGGGAGCUUGUGUAGACAAUGUUGCAAAAACAAUUGACAACUCUGCUUUGGGAAAAACCAUAGGGCUUUUUAAGCAAAAAAUUGAGGAGUCUGUUAGUCUGCAAUGUAGAGGACCCGCUGGAGAAAUUGUUGUUGGCAACUUGAAGGAAGAAUCAUUGCAGAAAAGAGAAAGUGGUCUGGGGACUACCAAUUUGGUGCAGUGAAUGCAGCUCCUGGGUUUUCAACUUCACCAUUGAAAGCAAUGGACAAAGACCCAGAGAUUGGCAUAGCUAGAGACAAGGAAAUAUGUAGUAGUGCAGAGAGAGGUUCAAGUAAGAAAACCUCCAAGGGCCAGUCAACUUGUAAAAAUCCAUCCGAGGAUGCAAAGGGAUGGUGUGAACUGCCUGCAACAAUUCAAGGCCUAAUGCAGAGUGAAGCUAAGCAUUUGGUUUCGGACGACUCUUCCUCUGAAAAUCAGUCCUUGGAGUCUCUUAUGGAUGCCAUUUUCGGGCUUUCUGGGGAAAGCAAUGCAACUACUGAUCUUAGAAAUGAUGACAUUUUGAAAACAGCCAAACAAAGAGGUAUAGAAUUCCCUCGGCCUCGAUGGUGGCC
Molecule: messenger RNA, 1551 nt
Organism: Macadamia integrifolia
Lineage: Eukaryota; Viridiplantae; Streptophyta; Magnoliopsida; Proteales; Proteaceae
Exons: 2
Coding region: 165-1163 (332 amino acids)
Source: RefSeq, a predicted model, not a curated record